Molecule: messenger RNA, 3947 nt
Organism: Malus domestica (apple)
Lineage: Eukaryota; Viridiplantae; Streptophyta; Magnoliopsida; Rosales; Rosaceae
Product: disease resistance protein RPV1-like
Biological process (GO): defense response; signal transduction
Molecular function (GO): ADP binding; protein binding
Source: RefSeq, a predicted model, not a curated record
CUUCUCCAAGGACUACGCUUCCUCAAGGUGGUGUUUGAACGAACUUCUGAAGAUCGUGGAACGUAGAAAUACUGAUCAUAGACAUGUGGUUCUGCCAGUUUUCUAUGAGGUGGAUCCAUCCGAUGUCAGGAAGCAGAGUGGUCCUUUUGCUGAAGCAUUUGCCAGACAUGAGGAACGAUUCAGUACGGAGAUGGACAAGGUGGAGCAGUGGAGAAGAGCUCUUGGAGAUGUUGCAUCUUUGGGAGGAAUGGUUUUAGGAGAUCGGUAUGAGGGGCAGUUCAUCCAAGAAAUUGUUGAAGAGAUUAGAAAUAAAGUGGGUCACGCAGCUUUAGACGUCGCUCCCUUUGCAGUUGGAAUGGAUAAUCGUGUGCAAGACCUAAACAUGUGGCUACAAGAUGGAUCCAAUGAUGUUGGUGUAGCUGUCAUCUGUGGGAUGGGUGGAAUUGGCAAGAGCACCAUCGCGAAAGCCGCGUAUAACCGCAACUUUGAUAGAUUUCAAGGUAGCAGCUUUCUUGCAGAUAUACGAGAAUCUGCAGAACAACCCAAUGGUUUUGCUUGCUUGCAAAGAAAACUUCUUUCAGAUAUCCAAAAGGGGAAAGCAAAGAAAGUAUACAAUAUGGAUGAAGGAACAAUCAGGAUCAAACAAGCCGUUGGCAAUAAAAAAGUUCUUAUUGUUCUUGAUGAUGUGAGCAACCGGGAUCAACUCAAUGCAAUUCUUGGAAUGCGAGAGUGGCUUCAUCCAGGAAGUAAAAUUAUCAUAACAACUAGACAUGAGCAUUUGUUAAAUGCUCAUAAAGUUUUUGAAAAGUUUAUGGUUCAAGGACUGGAUGAGGAUGAAUCACUAGAGCUUUUCUGUUGGCAUGCCUUCAGACAAUCCCAUCCAGAAGAAGGUUACAUGAAGCUUUCAAGACAUGUGGUCCAGCACUGUGGAGGGCUUCCAUUAGCUCUUCAAGUUCUGGGAUCUUCUCUAUCCGGAAAAUGUGUAGAAGUGUGGCAAAGUGCAUUGCAGAAGUUAGACGUGAUCCCUAAUGACAAAAUUCAAAAAGUUCUGAGGAUAAGUUUUGAUUCUUUACAAGAUGAUCAUGACAAAAAUUUAUUCCUUCACAUAGCCAGUUUCUUCACAGGAAAGAGGAUGGAUUAUACAAGUAGAAUAUUGGACAGCUUAGAGUUUUACACAAGGAUUGGGAUUGAAAAUCUAGUUGACAGAUGCCUAGUGAAAAUUCAAUGGAACAGGUUGGUCAUGCAUCAAUUGGUGAGAAAAAUGGCAAUGGAAAUUAUUCGUGAAGAAUCACCUGAUGACCCUGGAAAACGUAGUAGAGUGUUGCAGAAAGAUGCCUCUAAUAUUUUGAGAAAAUUAAGUCAGGGUACGGAAAAUAUUAAGGGCCUCAUGCUCAACCUUGCUAGCAAAAGAACGUUUGUUCGAAGUGAUAAAAAACGAUGCCAUGUUGAAGAUUAUGAUGGAAAUUGUUCAAGACGACGUCGGCUUGGUUUCUUCUCUUGGAAGCCAAUUAGCUUUUCCUCCACAAACUCAGCUUCUGCAUCAAAUGAGAUAGAUUUCAAAUCUGAGGCAUUUAGAAGGAUGCAGAAUCUUGAAAUUCUCAUUCUCAACAACGUCAACAUCAGGGGAAGCUACGAAGAAUUUUCAAAAAAUUUAGUAUGUUUAUCUUGGCGGGGAUUCCACUUAAAAUCAAUACCAGAAAAUUUUUGUUUGGAAAACCUGGUUGUUCUAGACAUGCGAAAUAGUAGCCUACAACAUGUUUGGAAUGGGACCAGGGUUAUUCCGAGGCUGAAGAUUCUUAAUUUCAGUCAUUCGCAUGGCCUUAGGACAAUCCCCGACUUCUCAGGACUCUAUAACCUUGAGAGGUUGAUUCUUAAACAUUGCUUAAAUUUGGUUGAGGUUCAUGAGUCCAUCGGACACCUAGAAAAACUUCUUGUUUUGAAUCUAAAAGGCUGCAAAAAUCUCAUGAAGCUUCCAAUAUUGAGAUCUAUUCAGGAUCUUAUUCUUUCUGGUUGCUCAAAGCUUGAAAUGAAGAAACUCAAUCUGGUAUCAUCUAAAUCAUGGUAUUCAGUCUGGUCGUGGGUGUCGCCAAGAAAAAAUACUAAAUUAAGCAGUUUCUCAUUGGCAAGUUUACCACGUUCUCUGACAAGUUUAAGUCUGGAUUGCUGCAAUAUAUCAGAGAUUCCAAGUGCCCUAACUAUGCUGUCCUCGUUAGAGUACUUGAAUCUGGAUGGUAAUCCGAUUACAAGCCUACCAGAAAGCAUGAACUAUCUUGUUAAGCUCCGGACUCUUAAAGGAUCUGAAUGCAGAAACCUCACAACACUUCCAGAGCUCCCACGUUCUUUGACGAGUUUAACGCUGGUUCGCUGCAAUAUAUCAGAGAUUCCAAGUUCCCUAACUAUGCUGUCCGCGUUAAAGUACUUGAAUCUGCAUGGUAGUCCGAUUACAAGCCUACCAGAAAGCAUGAACAAUCUUGUUAAGCUCCAGACUCUUAGAGUAUCUGGUUGCAGAAACCUCACAAUGCUUCCAGAGCUCCCACGUUCUUUGACAAGUUUAAAUCUGGCUUGCUGCAAUAUAUCAGAGAUUCCAAGUGCCCUAACUAUGCUGUCCUCAUUAAAGUACUUGGAUCUUGAUGGUAAUCCGAUUACAAGCCUACCAGAAAGCAUGAACAAUCUUGUUAACCUCCAGACUCUUGAUGUAACUGGUUGCAGAAACCUCACAAUGCUUCCAGAGCUCCCACGUAGUUUGGAACAAUUGCAUGAUAGAGGUUGCGCAUCAUUGAAAAGAAUAACAAAUUAACCGAAGUUGGCCAUGUCACCGGACUUAGAUUACUGGUUUUCUUGCAUAGUAAUGGACCCAAGGCUAUGGUAUUGUGGGAAACUUGUUGAUUUUAGAAGCUUGUUGGAUACACUAGCAUUGGUCUCAUAUCUCUCAGAUCUAUUCGAUUUGGAACCCAAAGGUGGCAUUGAGGUCCAAGGGAACUAUUGUGAGAGUUUGGGCGUCAAGGUUCUCUCUCUCUCUCUCUCUCUCUCUCUUAUGUACAGGUGCUUAUAAUAUGGUGAAUAAGAUCUCUAUGGCGUAAACGAUUAGAUUGUAAUGACAACAUCACCAUGGAACUGCAGGGAACUUUUGACUGCUGCAUAUUGAGCAUAUUUGUUCAGGGGAGCAAGAUUCCAGAUCGGUUCAAUUACAGGAGCAUGGGUAACACUGUGUUCUCUAUUAUUGUUCCUUCACAUCUUAAUCUCAAGAUCGUAGGUUUAAACGCAUGUAUAUUAUAUGCACAGCAGUCGGAUCGGAGCCUUGAGGUUGCACGUGGCCAUGAUCACCGUUCGCUUGAACUUAGGAAUGAGACAAAGGGCCGUAAGUGGAACUUAAGAAUGCGGAAUGAGGUUGAAUGGAACUUAAGAAUGCCGUUGGAUCAUGGGGAACAAUGAGUUGGAAUGCGGGGAAAGAGUGUGUCUUGCAAUCAAAGAGGACAAUGGUUUCCUCACAAAGGAGAUUGGAGUCCAGUUUGUGUACAAGCGGCAAAAUAAGGAUAGGGAGGAUGUGCCAUCAAGUAGUGAAGAUACAACGAUCCAACGAGAAAGAUCUCCUUGGGAGUAGACCCAAAGUUUCCUUGAAACCACAAGACCCCGUGUUCCGGGGGGUGUAGAGACGGGGAUUCAAUGCAUCCAUAGCUGCGAUAAGAAAGUAAUUUCAACUGUCAUGUGUGCGGCUGAAUACUAUUUCUGUAACAGUGACAGGAUCGAGAGGCUCUACCGCAGUGGGUCGUAGGCUUUCGGACUUUUAGCCAAAAUAACCCAGUUUAAUUGAUGUUGGUGAUGCCCAAAUCACUAGAUUCAGAUGUGUAUUGGUUGUUAAGCUUUCGUUUCUAUCUAUUUUCUGUUUCCUCCUAAAAAAUUGUUUUCAAGAAUUUAAUAAAAUUCCAUACCAAACAAGUUCUUGCCUA